AGAACAGAUCAGCGCGUUGUGCCGAAACUUCCAAGAAGUCCAGGCAGGCGGUAUGGACGGACAGAAGGACAACCAGGAUCCACCUCCACGGCCACUGGCUCGCCACCUUUCUGACGCAGAUAGACUGAGGAAAGUCAUCCAAGAACUUAUGGACACUGAGAAAUCUUACGUCAAGGACUUGAGCUGCCUCUUUGAGCUAUACUUGGAGCCCCUUCAAAAUGAAACCUUCCUUACCCAGGAUGAGAUGGAGUCCUUGUUCGGCAGUCUGCCAGAAAUGCUGGACUUCCAGAAGGUGUUUUUGGAGACCCUUGAAGAUGGAAUUUCUUCUUCUUCAGAUUUUAAUACACUGGAAACGCCAUCCCAGUUCCGGAAAUUGCUCUUUUCCCUCGGAGGCUCCUUCCUGUAUUACGCUGACCACUUUAAAUUGUACAGUGGCUUCUGCGCAAACCACAUCAAGGUUCAGAAAGUUCUCGAGAGAGCCAAAACAGACAGUGCUUUUAAGACCUUUCUGGAUGCUCGAAAUCCCACAAAGCAACACUCUUCUACACUGGAGUCGUAUCUCAUAAAACCUGUUCAGAGAGUGCUGAAAUAUCCUUUGCUUUUAAAAGAGCUGGUGUCUCUGACAGAUAAUGAGAGCGAGGAGCACUACCAUUUGACAGAAGCACUGAAGGCAAUGGAGAAAGUAGCAAGCCACAUCAACGAGAUGCAGAAGAUCUAUGAAGAUUAUGGCACUGUAUUUGACCAACUGGUUGCAGAUCAAAGUGGAACAGAGAAGGAGGUGACAGAGCUUUCAAUGGGAGAACUUCUGAUGCACUCUACAGUUUCCUGGCUGAAUCCUUUCCCAUCGCUGGGCAAAGCAAGAAAAGACCUUGAACUUACAGUGUUUGUUUUUAAGAGAGCUGUAAUACUGGUCUAUAAGGAGAACUACAAACUGAAAAAGAAAAUGCCUACUAACGUUCGUGCUGCACAUAAUUAUGGUGACUUGGAUCCAUUUAAGUUUCGUUGGCUGAUUCCUUUAUCCGCUCUUCAGGUUCGACUGGGGAACACAGCAGGAACAGAGAACAGCUGUAUCUGGGAACUGAUUCACACAAAGUCAGAGCUAGAAGGCAGGCCAGAAACAACUUUUCAGCUGUGCAGCAGUGACUGUGAGAACAAGACAAACAUCGUGAAGGUGAUCCGUUCUAUUUUGCGGGAGAAUUUCAGACGUCACAUAAAAUGUGAACUGCCGCUGGAGAAAACAUGUAAAGAUCGCCUUGUCCCACUCAAGAACCGUGUACCUGCAACAGCCAAACUGGCUUCCACGAGGUCCUUGAAGGUACUGAAGAAUUCACCCAGCAGCGAGUGGAAUGGUGACCCGGGGAAGGGCACCUUCCAGGACUCUGACGAGUGCAGCCUGAGCAGCAGUACUCAGAGCAGCAGCUGCCACACCGCGGAGAGCGUGCCGGAGCCCAAGGGCUCAUCUCCCGAUAAACACGAAGAGAGCUCUGCGUCCGACUUCACUAACGUCCUUGUCAAGGAAUCCGAUAUUCUCAGUGACGACGACGACGACUAUCAUCAGAGCUUAAAGAAAGGCAGCCCCACAAAAGACAUUGAAAUCCAGUUCCAACGGCUGAAGAUCUCGGAGGAACCGAGCACAGACUCUGAACGGGAUAAGGCCGCUGAAAACGAGGGAGGAGAUGGCUUUGAGGCGGGACAGCACCCGAAGCUGGUGCGUGGCCAUUUCUGCCCGGUGAAGAGAAAAGUAAACAGCACGAAGCGCAACAGGGGGACCUUAACGGCCAUGCAGGAACGUCACCAGUCCCUUGACAGCCACUCGGAGGCUGCAAACCUGGACCUGAACUCUAUUUUAGAGAGAGAAUUUAGUGUCCAGAGUUUAACCUCUGUAGUCAAUGAGGACUGUUUUUACGAAGCCGUGGAGAGGCAUGGGAAAUCCUAGCUUUCUAAGCACUAUGUUUAAAAUACUCAUUUGAAGUCCACAUAAAAUUCAACAAACUUAUUUUGCUUUAAAACUAGUAAAUUCAUGGAAGCUGCAGGAAAACUACUAUCUGAUUUUGUGCACUAAUACAUUUUUUUUUCUUCCCACAAAAAACAGCUGUAAAGGGUUCUUAAGUUAUUUUAAUUUAUUGUGGAUCAAAACUAGAUUAAGUUGGCCAAGGUCUGUAAAUCAGUUCAUCCCUGUCAAGCAGAUCUGAAGAUGAUGCAGGAUCCUUGGUGGGGGAGGGGAAGGGAAGGAUGGCCUCAUUAGUAUUUUCAGUAACAUGGAAAGGUGCUGGUGAGUGGCGGAGGGGAUUAUGGUGGAAAGUGGCGUUGCAAAACGGAUUUUUCAAUACCUUGGGCAUUUUAUUUCUUUGGUUUUCAUUUUUGCUUUAUUUAAAGCAGAAUUAAGUUAUUUUAAGGUGUUUUAGUGCACAGUAGUGCAGAAAUGUUGUUUUUGUAAGUUUCAAGAUGCUGUUUAUACUUUAUACAUAUGUGUAAAUACAAAACCAAAGCUUGGCCUGUAAUCUUUUAUUUGACUGUAUUUUUUAUUUUCUCUACCAGCCUGUACAGUAAAAGACAAAUAAGUAUUGUACUUAGCCAUGUUUUCUACUUUUUAUUAUGCCGCUUUCCUCUAGCUGGGGCUUUAAAUCCCAAAUUCUUUGCUUUCGCGUAAAUGAGAAGAGCAUUAGCAGAC
This is a messenger RNA of Eurypyga helias (sunbittern), 2671 nucleotides long. It is a transcript of the gene TIAM2, whose product is annotated as T-cell lymphoma invasion and metastasis 2. Gene Ontology annotation, cellular component: membrane; synapse. Lineage: Eukaryota; Metazoa; Chordata; Aves; Eurypygiformes; Eurypygidae. Gene Ontology annotation, molecular function: guanyl-nucleotide exchange factor activity. The record is from RefSeq and is a predicted model, not a curated record. The transcript has 12 exons. The coding region runs from base 53 to 1936 and encodes 627 amino acids. Gene Ontology annotation, biological process: activation of GTPase activity; positive regulation of axonogenesis; small GTPase-mediated signal transduction.